Physella acuta is the source of this 1208-nucleotide messenger RNA. Its product is annotated as lambda-crystallin. NCBI's taxonomy places the organism in Eukaryota, Metazoa, Mollusca, Gastropoda, Physidae. Gene Ontology annotation, molecular function: NAD+ binding; L-gulonate 3-dehydrogenase activity. The record is from RefSeq and is a predicted model, not a curated record. Gene Ontology annotation, biological process: fatty acid metabolic process.
GAGGUCGGAUUUUAGAUCUAAACACGAGCUCGCGCUAAAUUUGAGACGCUGCAACCUUUGAGUGUAACGUUAAGAUUUUCACUAGUCGACACACGCGAGCCGUCAGCUGAUCUCUUCCCAAACACGAGACUAACAUGAGCCAGCAGAAGAUUGGAGUCGUGGGCAGCGGCCUAAUUGGCAGGAGCUUCUCUAUGAUCUAUGCCAGCGCCGGCUAUAAAGUCGUCAUCUAUGACAUCCAGGCCUCCCAGUUGGAGUCUGCGCAGAAAGACAUCUGGCAGCAGCUGGUCGCUUUGGAAGGUCAAGGUCUCCUCAGGGGCACGCUGACGAAGGAGGAGCAGUUUAAUAAUAUAAGCACCACAUCCUGUCUGAAAGACUGCGUCAGUGGUGCUUUCUUGAUACAGGAAUGUGUCCCAGAGGUUUUGGAUCUCAAACGUCGCGUGUGGGCAGACGUCGACAAGUUGGUCAGCAAUGACGUCAUCUUGUCGUCAUCCACCAGCGCCCUCCUACCGUCGGCAAUAUCAGAAGGGCUGCAGCACAAGAACCGCUUCAUCAUAUCUCAUCCGACAAACCCUCCAUUCUAUGCCCCUGCCACAGAAGUAGUUCCAGCCAGCUGGACUGACCCUGACGUCACAGAGCGUACACUGUCUCUAUUGAAAGAGGUUGGGCAGGUUCCAGUCCUCAUAAAGAAAGAAGUGCCUGGGUUUGUCCUUAACCGCAUUCAGUAUGCCAUUUUGGGAGAAUGCUUCAGACUAAUCAGGGAUGGAGUUGUUACAACUGAGGAUUGUGACCUAAUCAUGUCACAAGGACUUGGUGUUAGAUAUGCUUUCAUGGGUCCAUGGGAGACAGCCUACCUCAAUGCUGAAGGUAUGUAUAGCUACAGUGAACGUUACGCAGAUAUGAUAUUAAACAUACAAAAAGACUUUGGCGAACCUGCACGCAUGGAUGGCCCCACGUUGGAUGCCAUACAACAAAGUCUAGAGAAGACUUCGGCCAAAGUAGAAGACCUACCAGCCAGAAGAGAGUGGAGAAACAAGAGACUGAUUGCUUUAGCUAAGCUGAAACAAGAGCUAAACAAAGCUGACUAGCCAGUUGAAUGUUAACUUUGUUUAACCUUAUAACUUACAUAUUGUUGUAUUGUAAUGUUUAUAAACAAGUUAAUCUUAAAAAGUGGUAAAUGAAAGCAAUAAAUUAAAGCAAUAUUAACUUAA